This is a messenger RNA of Aureobasidium vineae, 1362 nucleotides long. Lineage: Eukaryota; Fungi; Ascomycota; Dothideomycetes; Dothideales; Saccotheciaceae. The record is from the annotation of a GenBank genome assembly.
AUUCGACUCUCUCCUCGCUACACGACACAGCUCUUCAUACCCGGCCGAAUGGCCUAUCUCGGUUCUCCUGCAGCAAAUCAGCCUGCUACCGAUUUCGCAAAUAUCCACCAACCCGCCGUCCCCUCACAACCUCUCGACGACACCCCUGCCGCCACCAUGGAUCAAGAAACCUCCAUCACCCAGAAGAUGCUGUCUGCCGUCUCUGGCAGCAUCCUGACCUCAUUANNCUUGGUGUUCACCCCUCUCGACGUUGUGCGCGUUCGACUACAAGCUCAAUCCGGUCCGUCNUCCCUCAAUGCUUCUGCCCAGCCUUCCUUCGCACGGCUCCCUCCCAACCUCGGCAUCUCCGCCUGCUGUAGAGAAAUCUACUACGUCCCCAAUCAGAGCCCGUACUGCAUGGCCUCGUCUGCUGGUCUUACUGUCGACCAAAUGCUUAUAUCUCAAUGUGCGGCAGAAGAGACUGAGCGAAGAACCUUCAAUUCAACCAUUGAUGGCUUGAAAAAGAUUGCGCGGAACGAAGGUCUCACAACCCUGUGGCGUGGCUUGAGUCCCACCCUGCUCAUGUCCGUCCCUGCCAAUGUCAUCUACUUUGCUGGCUACGAUUGGUUGCGCGCAAAUCCGAAUAGUCCCAUGAAGGAUCGCGUAUCCGACAACUACGCUCCGCUCUUUGCUGGUUCGAGCGCCAGAAUACUAGCCGCCAUCGUCGUCAGCCCCGUCGAAAUGUUCCGUACACGCAUGCAAGCCAGCCACCCCGAGGCUGCCACUCCGACUGGUGUGUUCAGAGACACGUUAUCCGGUGUUCAAGAUAUGGUUAAAGCAGAUGGAUACCGCGCUCUAUGGAGAGGUCUUGGUCUUACACUCUGGCGAGAUGUGCCCUUCUCUGCCUUGUACUGGUGGGGCUAUGAAUACGGCCGACAGACAUUGCACAAUGCAAGAGAAGGUCCUGCUUCCCAUGAACCAACAGGCAGCUUGAAGAACCGCGCUGUGAGCGAGCUCGACCACAAAACAGUCCUGGUCGACAGUUUCAUCGCUGGCGCAAGUGCUGGAGCCGUCGCUGCUUUCGUUACCACUCCCUUCGACGUUGGUAAGACCCGCCAACAAGUCGCUCGCCAUUCCGCCGAUUCUGCAUCCUCCGCUGUCGCUGGAGUCCGUCCCGAGGACAAGCUCAUGCCGCGAUUCUUGUGGCACAUCUACAAGACUGAAGGUGCUGCCGGCUUGUUCAAGGGAUGGGCUGCUCGCACGAUGAAGGUCGCACCCGCCUGCGCCAUCAUGAUUAGCAGUUACGAAAUUGGCAAGAAGAUGGCUGGCAGCAUGAAUGAAAAGGCUGUCAAGGAGUCAUCAUCAUCAUCAUCAUCAUCAUAG